This is a messenger RNA of Diaporthe citri, 852 nucleotides long. RefSeq lists its product as uncharacterized. The transcript has 2 exons. Gene Ontology annotation, molecular function: ubiquitin protein ligase activity. The coding region runs from base 1 to 852 and encodes 283 amino acids. The record is from RefSeq and is a predicted model, not a curated record. NCBI's taxonomy places the organism in Eukaryota, Fungi, Ascomycota, Sordariomycetes, Diaporthales, Diaporthaceae. Gene Ontology annotation, biological process: protein polyubiquitination; protein monoubiquitination.
AUGUCACUGAAAACUACAUGUCCUCUUUGCAAAGCUGAAAUAUCCGAGGUCCAUUUUGAUUUCAACGCCCAGGCUACCAAGUGGAAGACAUACCGCGUCCCCCAUAUUGGACUCGAGCGAGCAAUAGAUCAGCCCACACAGAACGAGCCCGGCCAGAGCAAUCCAGCCUUGUCAAACGUUACUUCUUUCCUGCGUCGCGCCCGGGACCGCAGACCUUUCCGGAACCCAAGGCACCCCGCGCCUCAAUCGGGUCCUGUCCAAGACGCGCUGGAACGCAGGCGCAAUGUCUACCGGAAACAACUCUUCUCUCUCCAUGUUGGGUCCAAUCCAACCUCAGGUUACAGAGAUGUCACGCCCCAGGUGUUCAGCGACCAGGCCGAUACCCAGAGCCGGGUGCGAGCAUGGAUAAGAAGGGAGCUGCAGGUAUUCGAGUUCCUGAACGACGACAGCUCCUCGGGCCAGACAGAAAGCACCGACUCGGCACUGCCCGAGGCCACCAGGCGGCGGCGGCAGAACAAUGCCGAGUUUGUGCUCGAGUACAUCAUCGCCAUACUGAAGACGGUCGACAUCCAGAGCGACCACACAGAGGAGCUGCUAAGGGACUUCCUUGGAAGGGACCACACCAAGUUGUUCCUGCACGAGCUGCGCAACUUCCUCCGCUCCCCGUACUCUGUCGAGGCUUGGGAUCGCCACGUACAAGACCUCACAGGAGGCUUUACGACCGGUACAGACCUUCAGGGGGUUCACGUCAAGGAGGUCGGUGGUCUCCUUACCGCCAGCAAGGGAGCUGAAGACCUCUCCGUGUCUUUUGGCUUCCCACAUCUAAGGCUACCCAGCAUCACAUCUCGAUAG